UGGAGUAUGGCUUUCUCUAUACUUAUGCUACAUUUAAUAAAUUACGCAAUAAUCCAAGGAACUACAAAUGAAGCAGCUGCAUUCCUUAUGAUAUACGUUGGUAUAGCAUCGGCUAUCGGAAGGCUAAUAUCGGGUUUUUCAGUCGGUUAUAAUGAUUUAAAUCCAGUUUUGUUAAACUUUGGAUGUAAUGGCAUACUAGCCUUAGCAACUGCAUUCUUUCCCUUAUAUUCUGACAAAUAUUCAGGACAAGUCAUAUUUGCUGUUAUAUUUGGAUUAUACUCUGGUGGCUUGAGCACAAUGAUUAGUCCGUUGUGUAUGGAUCUACUUGGGGCAAAAAAGGUUGCCAGUGGAGUCGGUACUUUAUUUUUCAUUGGUGGAGUAGGAUAUCUUGCAGGACCACCAAUAUCUGGUUUGAUUUUAGACUACAGAGGAGAAUACAAAGAAAGCCUGUAUUUAUGUGGUUGUCUCUUCCUCCUAUCAGCCAUGUUUACGAUUGGUACAACUUUAUUCAGAAGUCAACUCAAUGAACACGAGGUUACUAUUUCGUUGGACAAUUUAAAAGAUCCAAAUUUUAAAAUAUUUGAUGAAAAGUUGUUACAUAAUUUGAACGUAUCCGUAGAAGUUCUUCCGGAACAAACACCAAUUUGUAAUAAGGAAAAAGAUGCACAUCAAAAUUAUGUUGCAGAUGAUAAAACAAAUGAACAGACUCCUUUAACAGAAUAGUGUGCACAAUAAGAAUUUAGAUUAAAAUGAA
This is a messenger RNA of Mytilus californianus (California mussel), 754 nucleotides long. Its product is annotated as monocarboxylate transporter 12-like. The record is from RefSeq and is a predicted model, not a curated record. The transcript is spliced from 3 exons. Lineage: Eukaryota; Metazoa; Mollusca; Bivalvia; Mytilida; Mytilidae. Bases 7 to 723 code for a protein of 238 amino acids.